Messenger RNA from Salvelinus fontinalis (brook trout), 4387 nucleotides. Its product is annotated as single-stranded DNA-binding protein 2. Gene Ontology annotation, molecular function: single-stranded DNA binding; protein binding. The transcript is spliced from 17 exons. The coding region runs from base 207 to 1421 and encodes 404 amino acids. Gene Ontology annotation, cellular component: nucleus. Gene Ontology annotation, biological process: positive regulation of transcription by RNA polymerase II. Lineage: Eukaryota; Metazoa; Chordata; Actinopteri; Salmoniformes; Salmonidae. The record is from RefSeq and is a predicted model, not a curated record.
GUGUAGAGUGUGUAUGAGAAAGAGAGAGAGAGAGCAGAGAGAGUGUGUGUGAGUGUGCAUGCUUGAGUUCUUCUCUCUCUCUGUGUGUGUGUGUGUGUGUGUGUGUGUGUGUGUGUGUGUCUGUCUGUCUGUGUGUGUGUGUGUGUGUGUGUGUGUGUGUGUGUGUGUCUGUAAGGGUGCGUGAGUUUGUGCUUCUCUGUGUGUAAAUGUUCAUGUGUGUGCGCCAGGGAGAGCCAGGCAGCACCUUUCCAACACACACGGCCAAGGCAGGCGGAAGGAGAGAGAAGCAAAGAGAGAGAGAGAGAGAUGGGGGUAUUUGGAAGGGCGUGGCUAGCCAACUGUCAGUCACUGGCGGGUUACCACAGAAAAUGGGCGUGCUCAAAUACCGGGACAGCCAAUGGUUAGCUCUCUAUGUGUAUGAGUACCUGCUGCACGUAGGGGCACAGAAGUCAGCACAGACCUUCCUCUCAGAGAUCCGAUGGGAGAAGAACAUCACAUUAGGAGAGCCCCCAGGAUUCCUCCACUCUUGGUGGUGUGUGUUCUGGGACCUGUACUGCGCGGCCCCGGAGAGGAGAGAGACAUGUGAACAUUCUAGUGAGGCCAAGGCCUUCCAUGACUACAGUGCAGCUGCAGCUCCCAGUCCCAUCCUUGGGAACCUUCCCCCAGGAGAGGGAAUGCCAGUGGGACCCGUACCUCCAGGAUUCUUCCAGUCGUUCAUGUCGCCUCGUUACCCUGGUGGGCCCAGACCUCCUCUCAGAAUACCCAAUCAGGCAAUGGGAGUCCCUGGUAACCAGCCUAUGCUACCCAGCGGAAUGGACCCCACGAGACAACAAGGGCAUCCAAAUAUGGGGGGGCCCAUGCAGCGAAUGACUCCCCCCAGAGGGAUGGUCUCUCUUGGGCCACAGAACUACGGUGGAGGGAUGAGACCACCUCUCAAUGCACUGGUUGGCCCUGGAAUGCCUGGCAUGAACAUGGGCCCUGGUGGGGGUAGACCUUGGCCAAAUCCUCCAAACGCCAACUCGAUCCCAUACUCCUCUGCGUCUCCAGGGAGUUAUGUGGGUCCACCAGGAGGAGGAGGGCCACCUGGUACUCCAAUAAUGCCCAGCCCAGCAGACUCAACUAACUCUGGUGACAACAUGUACACCCUGAUCAACACAGUCCCUCCUGGUGGAAACAGACCAAAUUUCCCAAUGGGUCCAGGUGCAGACGGUCCAAUGGGAGGAAUGGCAGGAAUGGAGCCACAUCACAUGAACGGGUCGCUAGGGUCUGGAGACAUGGACAGCCUCCCCAAGAACUCACCUGGUAACCUGAGUCUGAGUAACCAGCCGGGGACCCCCAGAGAGGAUGGAGAGAUGGGUGGCAACUUCCUCAACCCCUUUCAGAACGAGAGCUAUUCUCCAAACAUGACCAUGAGUGUGUGAAGGCUCCACCAGCUGGUCAGUUAGUGGUGUGGAUUGGUGGAACGCACAGAGACAGGAUGUGAUGUCAUCUAAGCUCAGUGGCUCUUCCUCUCUGUGACAUCUCUCCAGGACAGUGGACCCAGGCCUCAUUCUCCCCUUGGCCUCUCUCUAUCUGUGUUUGGCCUCUUCUUCUUUUCUGUUUCCUCCCCAUUUUACAUUUGUGACCUGCUUUGUUCAUCAACACCUAUCAUCAGAGACUGUAUAAAGGAACUGAAAUAAAACAUCUCUGAAUAUUUAUAAAUGUAUGUCACUGCACACUCUCAGUUGUGCUAAGUCUGUUAACACAGAAAUAUGUACCAUGCUCCACCAUCUUGUGGAAAAGAAACUGAAAACCCAAGUGUAAAGAAAUUUGAGAGGAUAGCUUUCUGGCCUGUCUCCCCACCUGCAGUUGUUAUGUCUUGAGAUAUGAUGGACAUGAUGGAAACCACAGUCUAUGAUUUGGAUGAAUUAUAUUGAGAUGUCAACUUCAUUCUCAUUGGAUACACACCAACCUGGGAUAAAGCCUAUGUGGGACUGGAACUGGGCGACAGCUUCAGUGAUUUGAGAUCGUGGUCCCACAGUGAACAUUCACCAAGAGCUCUUAUUUUAUUUUCAACUCCAUACACUUGGAUUUGAUGUGCUAUGUUGACUGCACAGAGAGAGAGAGACAAUUGUGAAUUAGAUAUGAGACAUAAAUGCGGAUAUCAUUUUUGUAUCUAUGUCUUGACCAGGAACAUCAACACAUACAAAACAGAGAUUCACCAAUCUAACGAUUACACAUCUGACAUGAAGAGAACAGAGAGAAUUCAAGUGGUUGGUUUUCUGCCUUUUCAAAAUGAUGCAAUCUGUUAUGAUUGUUCAAUUAAUGCAAAACUGUAGAUUUUUUUAACACCUGCCUUGAGGAGAUAAGAGCAUGGAUAAAGCAAAACCUCCUUCAAGUGAACAGCAGCAAAACCGAGGCUCUACUUGUUGGCACCCCCCCACCAGGUCCAGCACUCACUAAAAACACACCUGACCUUUGCAGGACAGAACAUCCCUCUCUCCCCCUUAAUUUACAAUCUGGGUGUAAAGCUUGAUUCCUCCCAGACCUUUGACAGCCAGAUCAAACAACUUUGUAAAGCCAAGCGUCAUUCUAUCACCUCAAGAAAUUGCCAAACUCUCACCCUCACUCAGACUAACGCAGAGAAGCUCACCCAUGCCUUUAUCUCCUCAAGGCUGGACUACUGCAACACACUUCAUCGGGAUCCCUGGCAGGAGUCACCCGAGACUCCAAUAUACCCAGAACAACGCUGCCAUGAUCCUGAUGAGAGUGCGGAAACACCAUCCCAUCACCCCCAUCCUGGCAUCUCUGCACUGGCUCCCCAUCUCAUCCCGGUUUGAAUUCAAAACCCUCCUGCUUAUCUCAAAUAACUACUCUCCUUCCAUAACCCCACCCGCAGGUCAAGCGAUAGCCUGCUCCUCCACGCCCCCAGGACCAAGCUCCGCUCCAUGGGGAUCAGGCUUUUAGUUUGACCGCCCCCCAGACUCUGGAAUGCCCUCCAUGACCACCUGAAGGCACCACAGACUCUGGGCUCCUUUAAAACGGGCCUAAAGACCUUUCUCUGUAGGAAGGCUUUCUGUUGAUAGCUGUGUUCCUUGGUGUCCUUGUCCCUUGUAGCAUUAUCUGGGUUCAUUGUGUCAGUUGCCCUGUCUUGUGUCAAUUAGUUUCUUUUAAAUUGUAUGCACUUUGAGAUUAUUCUGUAUAAUGAAAAGCGCUUUACAAAUAUCAAAAAAUAUUUUGAUUGAAUGAAAAAAGGAAGACAAAAACUGCAGCAAUGGUUGACAAUGGUUGUAGAGGGUUUGUGUGAAGGUAUUCUUAAAGGUCCAAUGCAGUCAUUUUUAUCUCAAUAUCAAAUCAUUUCUGGGUAACAAUUAAGUACCUUACUUCAAUAUUUAACCAUUUAAAUGGUCAAAAAUAAAAAUCUAGUUUGACUGCACAGAGCCUUUAAAAACACGGAGUUAAAUCAUUCUCUUAAUUUAUUAUUGUCAUCCGGACAAACUGUGAUCUUAAUGUAUUUUGGAGAGUUUGUGUGGAGGUGAAAUACUGUAGGUGUAUUUCGUAUUGUUUUAAACCUAAUCCUUAGUCCAUGUUAGAUUAUUACGAUAUUAUUUAGAGGUGGAUUUUACUACUCCCUCCCAUACGUAUACCUGUAAAGCUCACAAAUCUAUCUCCUCUAUGUUUUAUGUAUAUUAUCUUACAAAUGGACAGAAAGAGAGAAAGAGAGAGGGGGAUGGUGAACUAGAGGACACCAGUACAGAGCCUUUUGUUUUCAUGUUAGUUCAAAGUCACAAAUGUAAAUACUGAAAGAUGCAUUUGUAAAUUUGAACAUUCUACAUGUUUUAUUCCAAAUUUUGGUUAUGUUUGUUUCCAUUUGUGACGUGUUAAUUUUCUUUCUUUUUUUAAAUCUUGUGUUGUGUUUUGUAAAUACAUAGAAAUAGAAGUACUACAUGGGUUUUGAAUAUGCUGGUAUAAAGCUGAUCUUCUCUCAUUCAAAAUGUUGAUUCCUUGUCUGUAUGUGUACUGUAUGUGUUUGUGUAGGCUAUGCCCACUGGGCACACCACAUAAUUUCAAUGUGGAAAUUUGGGUAAUAUUUGGUUGACAUUGAUCAGUGAGAUUUCAACCUUUAAUCACCCACUCAAAAAGAGAGAAGUUUGUUGAAUUUACCAAUGUGCUAUCACUAUGAUCUUAAUCAUCUAAAACACAACCAAAUUACAAUGGGAAAACAAUGUCAGAUUUGUGGUUUAGUUGUCAUCUAAAUGUGUUAUUACUGCGCUUUCAAGAAUUUAAAAGCACAACAAAGUUGAAAUGGGAAUACUACACUGAACAAAAGUAUAAAUGCAACAUGUAAAGUUUUGGUCCCAUUUUUCAUGAGCUGAAAUAAAAGAUCAAAAUGCUUAUUUCUUUCAAA